AUGGCUGAUCCCUCUUCUGGGUCGGAUCCCGCUUCUGUUCCAGACGGUCCCUACCAGACGUCCCCAGAUGAGAGAUUCAUCUCCCCUUUUGCCCCCUUCCUGACUCACAUAGCCUUCGUCGAGGAAGUCGCUCCCAUCUUUCGCUGGUGCGAACAGCGCCGAAUAUACUAUGCCCUCUGCACGCACAUCGUCAAUUUUAAUCGCUGCCACCAUCCGAUGAAUCCAACCGGCGUCUGCAACCCUGGAGCGUGCCGCUACCCGCCUGAGUAUGUCGUCUACACCGAAUAUCUAUGUCCGGACUGUCAGCGCCGCGGCCGCGCUGAACCGCCCCCUACCGAAGAUGAGCUCAAUCGCAGCAAUAGCGAAUGGGGUGCUCGCGCGAACUCGAGUCGUGACAAUUUUUUCCAGCUCGUCAGCGAUGCGGGUCAGGAUGGCAACUUGGCUCUGCAGGAGCUCGAGGACCCAGAGGAGCUAUUCGAAAACCCCGACAUACUAGGCCAGGAGAUCCUCGCUGAGAUGGCCGCUGCUGAAAUGGACGAAAUGCCCUUCUCAGACGAAGAGGAAGAUGAAGAUGAAGAUGAAGAUGAAGAUGAAGACGAAGACGAAGACGAGGAUCCCGGACCCCCUCCCGUCCUACCCCCCCUCCCUGAUGAUGACGAUGAUAGAGUCGAGUUCGAUGUUGAUGAAAGGGACGGUGGUGGGUUCGAAGGUUGGGUCGCGCGUCUCCCGCGGGGAUACUCAACACUUACGCGCGCACAGUGGUUUGCUCGGCUCGCCUGGCGCAACAAUAGGGCACGCGAGCUGGGGCACAGGCCAGCAUUGUACUACGUCCCCGAUGUUCCGGGCGAUGAGACGGGUCUGCUAGUGCGCGCGGGUCCAGUACCUGUGGGAGCCUCGUGCUCCAUCUGUAUGAUAGACUUCGGCGCGGAGGGCGACGAGGGUGAGGAUGUCCGUCGCCUACCAUGUGGUCAUCUGUUCCAUUAUGGGUGUAUUUUGAUGUGGCUGUAUAAUCGCAAUUGCCCUUUUUGCAGGCGGAUGUAUGUGUUAAGGGGCAUUCCGACGUUUGUGGAUGAGAGAGAGGGUAGUUCGAGCAGUCUAAGUGACCCGGGCGAGACGCUAUCUCCGCCUUAUAUUCCGCCUGCGUCACCGCCAUCGCCUGGCGUACCGCAUAUAGGCGGGAUACCGCUUAUACCAGGAGGUGUGCUAGGAGGUCAACGGCAAGGAGGUCCACAGCAAGGAGGUCCACAGCAAGGAGGUCAACAGCAAGGGGGUCAACACCAUGGAGGGCUACCGAUUAGAACAGUAACGAACAGGCCAAAAACAACCUAUCCGUAUAAUUCGCAGAGCACCGGCCGAGGAGGUGGCAAUCAAGGAGGUGGCAACCAAGCAUGA
This is a messenger RNA of Pseudogymnoascus verrucosus, 1392 nucleotides long. RefSeq lists its product as uncharacterized. Gene Ontology annotation, biological process: ubiquitin-dependent protein catabolic process. The coding region runs from base 1 to 1392 and encodes 463 amino acids. The record is from RefSeq and is a predicted model, not a curated record. Gene Ontology annotation, molecular function: ubiquitin protein ligase activity. NCBI's taxonomy places the organism in Eukaryota, Fungi, Ascomycota, Leotiomycetes, Thelebolales, Thelebolaceae. The transcript has a single exon.